Messenger RNA from Microthlaspi erraticum, 1152 nucleotides. Lineage: Eukaryota; Viridiplantae; Streptophyta; Magnoliopsida; Brassicales; Brassicaceae. The record is from the annotation of a GenBank genome assembly.
AUGUCUCAGCUUCUUCUCGGCCAACCUCCGAAGCUCUGCCUUCGGAGACCGGUGUUUGUUAGAGCCUCUCCUCUUUUGUGUAACGGCCUCUCAUCUUCCUCGCUGCAAAGCCCUCCUUGUUUCAUCCAAGGCGCUGAUCCGUGUGGAGCUGAUCUCGGAAAACUCAUCAUUUACACUGCUACUGAACGUACCUUCAUUCAUUUGGAUAAGAAGGUGCCAAUGGAUCUGGUAUAUAAUGACGGUAUUGAUACACUGGUAACGAUCGGGUCAUCUCAUGGCUGGAUAGCCACUUUGAAGGAUGACGGAAUUCUGCGUCUCCAAGAUGAUCUAAACCCGGUUGCAUCCGAUUUACAUCCGAAACGCCUCCCUCUGCCUCCUCUUGUAACUCUGCCUCAUUGCCAAACCAGAAUCAUCACCAACGUGUCCUUGUCCUCACCUUCUCCAGAGGAACAAGACUGCAUUGUGGCUGUCAAGUUCUUGGGACCUCAACUAAGCUUUUGCAGACCCGCGGCCGGUGAAAGCAAUCCCGAGUGGAUCAACAUCAGAAUCAACAACCCUUGCUUCUUCUCCUCACGAGUCAUGUUUUCCAAGAAAGAUGACAUGUUCCGCAUAGCAGGAUCUGGAGGCCACCUGAUUGGAUCAUGGGAUCUCCACAAGCACAAGCACACAUCCAAGCUUCUGAAGCUUCAAUAUCAUAACCUUCCCAAGCUGAGCGAUUCCGAACGCGAGCUUUUGCAUUCUUGUUGCACGAGCGAACACCUGGUUGAGUCACCAUCCACGGGUGAGACUUUCUUGGUUAAGCAGUACAAGAAGACUGAUGAGAUCGUCAAGGGUAUUGCCAGGUUGAAAACUCAGAGUUUAAUGGUGUUCAAGCUAGACGACGAAGGAAACGCAGUUUACACUGACAACAUCGGGGAUCUCGUCAUUUUCCUCUCAAAGUCUGAACCUUUCUGUGUCCCUGCUAGCUCCUUUCCCGGCCUGUUCCAUAGCAAAAUAUAUCUAUAUGACGUGGACGAAGUCGGAAUUUUCAAUCUGUCUAAAAGCCACUAUGUUAGUAAAAUUUACGACGUCGGAUGCCCCGCCCCUUACUAUAUUCCACCUCAAAAUAUAAGUCUAGGAGGUUUAAGUAUAAAAGUCUGUCUUUCCUUUUAA